UAAGUAGGGCUGUCACGAUACGCCGUGAGCGUACCGCGGUAUAUCGUGGUACGGCAACACUGUAUCGCGGUACGUACCGCGAUAUUUUACAGAAUAUGUAUCUGUGAAGAAAACAGCAGAAUAACAAGUUUUACAAACUUUAUUAAACUCAAUAAUCAGAAAACACUGGUAUCAUAGUAUGACUAGAAACUGUAAAAGAAACUGUAAUAAACUUGAUAGAAGUAGUCAUUGUUAUUGUUCGCGUCUUUUUCUAAAAUGUCCGCCAUGUUGUUAACAAUAGCUGUGACUACGAUCUGUGUAAAUCGAACGCUUCAAGGGCAUGUUCAAAAUGCGGAGUCAGCGGGCCCAGUAUUGAAAAUCCGUAGCGUUCUGACUCUUCCUCGACUUAUUCAGAAUCUUAAGAUAACAUGAUUCGGAAGUGCCAUGCUUUGAACGAUCGUAUACUAAAGAAAGAAAAUAAGAAAUAGAAUAAACAUCUUUUUGAUAAUUAUGAACUUAUUUGCAAAUGAAAUCUGUCCCUAAUUCCAAAAAAGGUACGGACCCAUACAUCGCCGUAUUUUAAACGUGAAAGUUAAACAUCUACAAGUGGAAGCGCUUGCUUGACCUGGAUAUUAACGGAUUAUUUAUUUAGCCCUUUUGAAUCGAUUCUACAUGUUUCAAAACGAUAUCUAUAUCAAAAUAAUUAUGUAAUGUAUUUAUAUCUGUGCUAAUAUAAUAAUAUUAAAAAAACCGGUGCGGCAACGCCGUACCGCGGUGCGAUUUUUUUCACGACAUGCACCGCGAUAUACCGGUAUACCGGUGAAUCGUGACAGCCCUACUGCUUUCCGAAAAUCGGGCAUCUACCCAUUUGACAAGAACAUGAUAACUGAACAUCAGACUGCUCCCUCGACUAUUUACUUCGAUGAAGAAAGAGGAGACGCAGAUGUCGCACCGUUAGCCGAGCAAGUUGAAACUGAAACUUCGAAUAAAGAACGGACAACCACUGCAAAAAGCUUCCUUGAAAACAGAACCAUAACGCACAUUGUUCAAAGACCCAAAAAGAAAUUUACGCCACCUAUAAAAGUUAUUGGAAACCUUAUGUCAGAGAAAAAUACUGACAUACUGAAAAGUUUGCAGGUAAAAAAACCCUCAAACAACUCAAAGGCUGUGGACAGUACAAAUAUAGUGGCUUCACUGAUAACCGUUUCCAAUCAAACGUCACAAAUAACAUCACCAAAGCCGUCAACAGCAACCUGUCAUGACGCCAGCCAAGCACACAAUAUUUCAUCGUCUGAUGAAUCCAUCUACGAUUUGUGUUGCGCGUGUAGACAAAGUCUUCCACCACAGCUCGUUAACUUUCCUGAUGUGAAGUUAAUCAAAUGGGGACAGUGUGAUGUUUGUAAACAUUGGGUACAUCUGGCACACUGUACACCUGUGAAAGUGCUCAGAAGAGGAAGCACCUUUAGGUGCAUCCAUUGUCCGGAGGAGUAGACUAUUAAUGUGGUGCAGUUCAAAGUAUUGUUAAACUGUUAAACUGUUAAUGUUCAUGUUAAAAUCAAGUUUAAUGUUUCAUAAUUAAUGUUACUACUCCUCAAAGUUAAGUUUCUAUGCAGAAAGUUUAUAUUGAUUGUGAUUUAGUGACCUAACGCCUGUUGACCUAAUUACCGCGAGAAUAUGAAUAUGGCGUCAUGUACACAUCAGUGUACAGACUACAGUGUGAUGUAUUAACUGAUUGACACGAACAAGAAACAUGAAGUAUAAAUAAAUUUUUGAUAGACAUCACUGGAAAAGGUGUUUAUCUUCGGACAGGAAUCCAUAAUUUAUCAAGCAAUCUCUGACAACAUGGCAGAUCAGUUCACACACACAGGGAAUGAUCCCCCUUCUUCAAAAAUUGAAACCAAAAUCGAAACGAUUCCUUUGACAGUGACAGUUUUGCCUCCGGAGUUGCCUGUCCAACCAGAUCUGGUUCCACGGUUUGACGAGUUACAUUUCAACUACGGCGGUACACUGGACUCUACUGACUCUACUGACGGGUUUGUUGACCUGAAGUUUGUGGACCUGAAGGACCAGACACCCUUGUUUCCUUGUUUUCCGUCUGUUGGGAAAACAUUUCAUGAUGGACCUUCACUCAAAGUGUGUGAUGAUGCCAGUUGUGAGGGCGACACAACUCUUAAGAAAAUCACACCUGUGCCUGCAAGUUUGGACAGCUUCCAGAAGGAAAGGGCCAGUCCAGAAUGUUCCAAUGAAAUUCACACACAGGAACCCAACAAACUGAAGCCAACCUUUGAAGAAGGAAAAGUCGUAUUGGGUACCCCAGAAGCAUUGCGGGACCUUGUUCAGUGCUACAGUAAGCUAUUGAAGACUACAGGCGUAAUCUGUGAAAAGGAUUUAACCCCUGACGGUGACCAGUAUGAGAAGGAUGCCCACUAUAUCGAGGAGAAGUCUUUGGGGCAAGGAUCGUUUGGCAUGGUGAAUCAGGCCAAAGACUUAAGGAGCAGAAAGCUGUUUGAUAUUAAAAAGGUGUCCAAAGAUUCCUUUGCUAAGAAUGAAGUGUUGGUACCAAGCAUGUUGAACCAAGUAAACAUCAUGCGGCUGUACGGACUGAUACAUCAUCUGGGCCCAGACAGAGAAUAUAUGGAGCUGUUCAUUGAACAUGCAGGGUUGUCACUUAACAAGUACAGAGCCAAGUAUCCCAACAUUGCAAGGACGGAGGAUGUGGUGUGGGACUUCUGUAAGCAGGGCUUGAUGGCCUUAGAGCACAUGGACAAGUUUGGCAUCAUACACCAUGACAUUAAUCCGGACACUGUGUGCAUCACUGAGCAAAAUGAUGGGUCUCUGCACUUGAAGAUAAGCGGCUUUGGCUAUGCAAUGAUUUUCCAUCAGCCAUUGAAUAUUGAAGGACCUACUCCAGAAUAUUUCUCCCCUGAGAGGUGCUUACUGAUACUGCAGAAAGAGUACAAAUGUAACUUUGGUUUGUCUUAUGAUGAUUUGAGUGGAAAGUCAGACAUAUUUGCAUUUGGCCUUGUGGUUAUCUUCAUGUACAUGGGAUACCACAUUCUACCUGCCAUCACCAAUGGACAGAGUAGCUUCGAUCAGUUCUACCCAGAGCAGAGGGAUAUCUUUCGCAAGAUGCUGAUUGUUCAGGUAGCUAUAUUUAAGGGCAAUGACCAUGCUAAAUUGCUGAUACCAGAUAUUUGCCCACUGAAUAUCAGGAAGCUCCUGUUAAUAAUGUUGAGGCCUGACUUUGAAAAACGGGGUUCAGCCAGUCAUCUCCUGACAAAACAUGAGCACUUUACACAAUCAAAGAGGCUACCAUAUGAAACAAUUGAUGCAGCACCUCCUAAUAAGGCCGAAAUUCCAGAAACAGUCUUGCAGCCUGUUGUUGACCUAGAAAGUAACAUUCAAAGUGAUGUGGACCGAUUACCAAAAACAUUUGUUCGUAAUCCCUCUAUCCAUAAGCCAAUUAAUGACGAUGUGAAGAGAGGACUACGACGCAAAUUGAUGAAUAAGGCAAACCAUACAUCUAUAGAAGACUUGCCCAAGGUGAGAUCAGACCAACCAACCUCUACGCAUGACUCCCAAAGCUCCAUGGAGGUGAACUUUGUAGGGCUGACCCGUAGCUGUGACUCUCAAAUGUCCAUGGAGUGGAGAUCAGACCAACAAACCCUUAGCUGUAAUUCCCAAAGGUCAAGGAACGGAAGACCAGACCAACCAACCAAUGGCCGUGACUCUCAAAUGUCCAUUGAGUGGAGACCAGACCAACCAAACAGUAGCUGUGACUCUCAAAUGUACAUUGAGUGGAGACCAGACCAACCAAACCCGAGCUGUGACUCCCAAAGCUCCAUGGAGGUGAACCAGGUUCGGCUUACCCCUAGCUGUGACUCUCAAAUGUCCAGGGAGGAGAGAUGGGACCAGCAAACCCGUAGCAGUGACUGUCAGCGGUCCAUGGAAGUGACACCAGAAACAGUCAUUCGAUAUCCGCCUAUGAAGCAGCCUAGCCGUGAUGCUGUGAAGAAAAAGCUGAGACAAAAACUGAAGAAGAAUGCAGACAUGAGCCAGAAUUCUAUGGAAGACUGGCCAGGGUGCAUGAACAAGAAGAGAAGGAAGCAAGCAAGUCCACACCAACCGAUGCCUAGCUGUAAUUCUCAAAGGUCCUUGGAGAGCAUAUCAAACCACCCAACACCUGGCUGUGACUCGCAAAUGUACAGGGAGGGGAGACCAGAACAACCAAACCAUAGUUGUGCAUCUCAAAGAUCAAAGACAAUACCAGAUACUGUGGAAAAAGAUGAAGACGCUCAUAGCGGAGUUGCCUCAGAGAUAUCAAAAGACACAGUUAUUGUGGAAGAUCACAUAAUCUGCGAGGACAAUAUUGAAGAGACCGCUUCAACAACCAUUACAACAAAUACACCUUCUAGUGAAAUUGAAUCAAUUUACAAGUUAUGGAAUUUGCCACAAGAUUAUGACGUCCUAGUUGCGAAGGUGUACGGUUCAACUGUCACAGAUACCGACAUACGAUCGCUAAAGGAAGAUGGCUGGUUAACCGACAACGUCAUUGAUACUUACCUGAAACUCCUUGUCCAUGAACUGGCCGAUCUGGGAGUCCGAAAAAUCAUGCACUUGGUCAGCUCCACCAUGGAAACCCUUAUAAGAGGUGCCAAGAAUCACAGACCAAUUUACGCGUUGGACAGUUAUACAUUUGUCGUUGGGGCAUAUCAUCGCUUCUCUCAUUGGACGCUUGUGGUGCUCGAUUUAGAGAAAAAAGUAGUUUUCUUCUACAAUCCUGUGGGGGAGACAGAAGCCGAGAUGGAUUCAAUCAGGCUAGCUAUGUGUGAAUUUAUCUCCCGAUGCAGUAAUGCAGCUGAAUCGGACAUCAGAUCCCAAUGGCGUGCGGAGACAAUGGCACACGCGUCCCAGACAGAUACGUUUAACUGCGGCGUGUAUUGCCUAAUGUUCGCGGAAUGCCAUUUGAAAGGUACAUUCAAAGAGAUGGAAACCAUCACAAGACAGCAUCUGGCUGCUACAAGACUCUCUGUAGCCACGAAGUUGCUGACCUUCAAACACUACCUUAUUGAUUCGUGUCCGAAGUGUGGAUUUGGAGUGGAUGAAGCGGAGCAAAAGUUGCAGUGUGCUACUUGUGGGAGGGAUUUCCAUUUCAAGCCUUUCUGCGUAGAGGAUGAUCUGGCCAUCAUUGAAGACGGGGAGCAGUUUUCGUGCAAGCUGUGCAGAAUUGGGUUUUGGACUUAUACAAGGAGAGAGAAGGGAUGGGAUCCAAAUGCAUACCAAUGGAUAGAUAAAAUUAAGACACUUGAGGACCUCCAUUGCUUAAAGCAGGUUGAAGAAGAUGUUGUUGUUACAGAAAACGCUGCAGCAUCACUGCCGUGUUCAAUUGUGGAGGCGAUCGUUCUUCCAGAGAAAAGGUUGAAACGAAAGAAACAACGUUCUUCGUUUGUUUACACAAAUAAAUUAAAGCGCUCCAACGCAAAAAAGACCUUUUGUGUAUGCCAAAAGCCUGAUGAUAGAAGGCUUUAUUGGCAGUGCGAUGAAUGUGAAGGAUGGUUUCAUCCUGGCUGUGUCGGGGAGGACAUUGACCAUGAGCCCGACAGUUAUGUUUGUCAUGGAUGCCAAAACAAGGUACAGGGAAUAUUGAACGUUAAAGAGGCGAAAGCAAGGCAAAUCACAGACCGCCUAAGAUACCUGAACCGGUCUGAGAACCUCUACACUGUCUCGGAGGCUGAUAUUGAGAGACUAGGAUGCAGGAGCCUGGAACAGUGCAUUGAGGAGACCGAUGAGGGGUGGUUCGACGUGCAAGAAAAGACACCCCUGUCGCCAGACUGCUUAGGUAGGUCAGCCCCCUUGGUGCAAUCACCAAUGACCCUUCCGUUACGCCCUGUAGCAAGCAGCAACAUAGCCAGCAGACUAUGCACAACAUCUCCCCUCACUAGUGACUGGAGUGUCUCCAGUUCUGUUACGGCUCCUAUCUACAAGCCGACACCAAAGGCAGCCUGCCCUAAGUUUGCACUACAAGCUGUGAGCGUCGCUAUCUCGACAACCGCUACUCCUGGGACCCAUGUCCAAGACGAACCAGUUUUGCAUCUAGAUGAUUUCAACGUAGAUUUUCUCGAGGAGGAGCCGCUAGUGCCUUUGGUAACUACGGCAAGCCAGGAGGUGUGGCACACUCCAGCCAAGCAGGCUCGGCUAUCACCCAUUUCACCAGCAAACGCCUGUAACGAAGAACCUAAGAGGUCCAAGGGUGAAACGGCUGACGCAGCAGAGUCGGAGAAAUUGCAGAUCCUGCGCAACACUCAAAAGAUGGCCUCCGACAUGACUUCCGGGGUUGAACCCAUCGCAAGAGAGAUGAGCCGCCAGAACCGCCUGCUGGACAAACAAACGGACCUAUACAGGAUCACGAACGGGGUUCUCCAGAUACGUGACGACCUUAACCAGAAGAAGAGUCGCAAGGAAAAUCGGCCUCCUGAAGACUGUGGCAAAAUUUGUAAAGAAAUGACAUUCUCAGAAUAUAGUUGAUAUGAACAAUCAGUUAAUAUUCUUUUAAUACAUUAGUUCAAAAUUUAAUUUUAAUGUUUAUUUAUAAAAGUUAAAAAAAUAAGUAUUUAACUAUGCAUAUUUUCAUUCAUGAUUAACAUACAUUGACAUUGACAUUUGUGAAUUGACUCAGGAGAGCCAAUUUUGUGUGAGGGGGGUAAUGAAUGCCCCAGCAUUUCUGAAUGACUUUGAAGACGUUUGUUUUAAUAGUUCUUACCUUUUCAAUGUUGUUGUUUUGUCAUUUUAAACAGGCACCCACCGCGAGUAGUCGUGUCAAGCGUUGUUUUAGUAUAAACUAUGCUCAUCAAAUUUUAUUAUUUUAUAUGCACAAUUUUAUACUUCAUAUGCUUUUUUAUCCUGGGCUUUUUUGUUUCGAUUUUUCAUUGCAAGUGACAUUACGACUCGCAAAAUUUCAUUGCACUGAUCCUUAAAGCAUUUAUUCAACUACUUACAUUGGUGAUUGGUAAUAUCCAUUGCAUGUAAACAAUUCCUACUUAGUCUGUUAAUACACUACUCAGGCAAUCAUUUUGAAUUAUUGUAUGCUAGAAAAUUUAAAACUGCUAAUGUUCGUGUGUUGUUGUCUUCAAUCACAAUGAAAAAUAAAUGCUAUGAAUAUGUU
Messenger RNA from Dreissena polymorpha, 7141 nucleotides. RefSeq lists its product as uncharacterized. Gene Ontology annotation, molecular function: protein serine/threonine kinase activity; cysteine-type peptidase activity; sequence-specific DNA binding. The coding region runs from base 1822 to 6504 and encodes 1560 amino acids. Gene Ontology annotation, cellular component: cytoplasm. The transcript is spliced from 32 exons. NCBI's taxonomy places the organism in Eukaryota, Metazoa, Mollusca, Bivalvia, Myida, Dreissenidae. Gene Ontology annotation, biological process: proteolysis; protein phosphorylation. The record is from RefSeq and is a predicted model, not a curated record.